UUGUUAAACAGUUCAAGAACUUAAGGACUUAAAUUGAGCCUGUAAGCGACUUCUCAGCGAUGGCAGACGGUGGAGAGAGAUAGGAAACGGGCACAGGAGAGGUGCAGCCGGAGGUGAAGAUGGUGUGGUAUUAUGACAGUAUAAUGGAGGUAGCAGCUAUAAUUCUGAGAGGCUACGUUAUAGAGAAAUUCAGAGCAGAAGGGAUACAGAUGUCUCCUGAAGAGCUGGGCGGAACACCUAAUGAACUCCAGGGUCAUGUGUUAAAAGAGAUGGUGGAACGGCUACUGAAGACUACUGAGGAAAUGAACACAAAUGCUGAGCUUCAACGCUUAAUGAGUGAAGUCCCGGUCUGUUCUAUCCAGGAUGUUUUCUUUGGAACAACCAAGGAGCUUUUCACAGGUGGAAUCAACUGGGGCAGAGUGGCAGCCCUUCAUCACCUGGCCUACAAGCUUAUUCACAGAGCACAUACACAGAACCAACCCCAAGUCAUGGUUAACAUAAUCAAAUGGACUCUACAGUUCAUCAGGGAAAACCUUCACUCUUGGAUCAGUCAGGAAGUAUGGAAAGCGUCCCGAAAGGUGGCGUGGUGGUGCAGCGUGACGCUCCUGGCUUCACUGGCUUGUGCUGCAGCCAUAUCAUACUGGAGGAAGCAUCGCUGACCUCUUUACAGGGAGAAGAA
Salvelinus fontinalis (brook trout) is the source of this 679-nucleotide messenger RNA. RefSeq names its product apoptosis regulator BAX-like. The transcript has a single exon. Gene Ontology annotation, molecular function: protein homodimerization activity; channel activity; protein heterodimerization activity. Gene Ontology annotation, biological process: mitochondrial fusion; release of cytochrome c from mitochondria; positive regulation of apoptotic process. Bases 120 to 659 code for a protein of 179 amino acids. Gene Ontology annotation, cellular component: mitochondrial outer membrane. Lineage: Eukaryota; Metazoa; Chordata; Actinopteri; Salmoniformes; Salmonidae. The record is from RefSeq and is a predicted model, not a curated record.